Paraphaeosphaeria sporulosa is the source of this 489-nucleotide messenger RNA. Its product is annotated as ankyrin repeat protein. The transcript has a single exon. The annotation marks the transcript as partial. Lineage: Eukaryota; Fungi; Ascomycota; Dothideomycetes; Pleosporales; Didymosphaeriaceae. The record is from RefSeq and is a predicted model, not a curated record.
GUUAAGACGACGCUAAAAACCCUCUUAAAAGGCUCAGCCGCACUCGAUAAUGCAUAUAAGGACGCUUUACAGAGAAUUAAGGCCCAGUUAGGCGGCCACUACGAACUGGCUAAGAAAGCCCUGUCAUGGAUUACGUAUGCGAAGAGGCCGCUUACCACAGCUGAGCUAUGCUGUGCUCUAGCAAUAGAGCCAAAGGAAACAGAGCUCGACCCAGAAAAUAUACCAGACGUCGAGGAUCUGCUAUCCGUGUGCGCUGGCCUUGUCGUUGUCGACCAAGAAAGCGCUGUCAUUCGCCUCGUGCACUAUACUACGCAGGAGUACUUCGAGCGCAUUGGAGACACGUGGGAUCCAGAUGCUCAACUAUACAUUGCCUCCACAUGCCUUACCUACCUGUCUUUCGACGUAUUUAAAACAGGCAGCUGCUCCACUGAUAUGGAGUUUGCAGCGAAGCUCCAGGGGAGCACGUUCUUAGACUAUGCAGCUAAGUAC